This is a messenger RNA of Venturia canescens, 4628 nucleotides long. It is a transcript of the gene Adcy2, whose product is annotated as adenylate cyclase type 2 Ac76E. Bases 859 to 3876 code for a protein of 1005 amino acids. NCBI's taxonomy places the organism in Eukaryota, Metazoa, Arthropoda, Insecta, Hymenoptera, Ichneumonidae. Gene Ontology annotation, biological process: cAMP biosynthetic process; adenylate cyclase-inhibiting G protein-coupled receptor signaling pathway; intracellular signal transduction. Gene Ontology annotation, molecular function: adenylate cyclase activity. The transcript has 19 exons. The record is from RefSeq and is a predicted model, not a curated record. Gene Ontology annotation, cellular component: plasma membrane.
UGCGCGAAAAAGAAAGAGAGGGUGAGAAGAAGCGCGUACGAAAUGCGUGUGUUGUGCGCGAAACAAAUUUCUCUUAGGUAUAUACCGCUGCCCGGUCUUCCUUUACCACCAGUUGAGCAGGCGACGCGUCCGCGUACGUUCAAAUUCGUUGGAAUUCGAAACAGAAUAUAAAGCUACAAUUGCAAGUGGAACGUGAGCGUGGGAAACACAAACUUUUCGAUAAUAAACAAAGAGUAUCCAGAUGCGCAAUGUUCGAAAUCAGAGGGAAAAAAAUAUUGUUUUGUUUUGCAGUACAUCGCGUGCGAAUUCGCAACGGUCACCCUGGCGCGACAAUUCUCCGUUGAUUUUGCUCGUACAAGUGUUGAUCGAAUUUUUUUCUCAUCCGUUUCUGCUAUACUCUCCUUCGGUUUCUAAAUAGUUUCCUUCGGUUUUCGACGAGACCAACAUCGCGAGAAUCUUGUCGCUUUUAGUCACACGUAUAUUUUCGUCCAUUUCCUCUACGACCAAUUUUUUGCCGAACUAUUUUACCGCUCGCGUUAUUUCGAAAAACUAAACAAACGACUUCAUUAAAAAAUUGCCUGCGCGAUUUCGUAAAAAUAAGAGCAACAGUUGCUUUAAACAAAGAGUGAAAAAAAGAGACGCAGCAUUUUUUUUAUUCUCAAAACACACUUCCUGCGGAAAUUCAUCGGAUUCGUGUGUUCGUAAAAAAACCGUCUGCCCAACAAAAGAAAAAAGAAACAGUGAAAUGCUAAAUUGAAGGGAACGACGAAAAAAGUUUGGACAGGACGGCGUAAUUAAUUAGACUUUCUACCAAGUCUUAGAGUUUUAUAAGUGACGAUAAAAACAGUUGAAAACGUCAUGGAUGACGAGGAAAGUCCAGGUGAGGGUGGAGCCGAUGACGGGAGCGUAAAAGAGCUGCAAAAACUUCGGGACAGGUACGAAGGGAAGGUGACAGCUUCGCUGUAUACGGGAACUCUUCUGGUCGCUGCUUCAGCAUCCCUGACAGCCCUCAUAGCACUUUGCGUUCUACAUUUCAACGAUCUGACGUACGUAGUGACACCAGCUUCAUGUCUCGCCGUCAUGCUCGUCUCCUCUCUGAGCCUCUUAGUCGUCACGCAAUUUCCAUCGAUUAUAAAAUCAACGAGGGCAAGAUUCGCUCUGGGUCUGACCUCGUCGAUCAUUCUUGGGGUGGCGAUUCUCCUGCUCGGUGGAACGCUGCCACUUUUUGCCUGUAUCAUUGCCGUCAUCGCCGGCCUACCGAGGAUCAAAAAACAGCGGCCAACCACUCUUGCCCUCGUAUUCGCAGCUUCCUUCAUCUCCACGAAACUCUUUAUUUAUCACGGAGAGGACAACGAUUAUUAUUACGAGAUUGCAGCGGACAGUAUUUUUCUCACAGCAGCGAUAAUCGCCGGUUUGUAUUAUCGAAACCUCACCGCUCGUGCUCAUCGAAAAACAUUUGCAGGCACGAAGAUCGUCAUCGAGUCGAGGAUAAAGCUCGAGUGCGAGAGAGAGCAGCAGGAGCAACUGUUGCUCAGUAUUAUUCCGGCGUACUUAGCAGCAGAAGUGAAACGGAGCAUCAUGCUUAAAAUGGCGGACGCCUGUCAGGAAGUGAGCAAACACAAGCAAACGAGAUUUCACGAGAUGUACGUGCAGCGUUACAACAACGUCAGUAUUCUUUACGCAGACAUCGUAAAUUUCACUCCGCUCUCCGAGCAACUCUCGGCAUCGGAUCUCGUCAAAACUCUCAACGAACUCUUCGGAAGAUUCGAUCAAAUUGCGCAGGAUAACCAAUGCAUGAGGAUCAAAAUUCUCGGGGACUGUUACUACUGCGUUUCCGGGCUGCCAGUCUCGCGUCCCAAUCAUGCGUACAACUGUGUCAACAUGGGCCUCGAAAUGAUCGAAGCAAUAAGAUUCGUUCGUGAAGCUACGGGAUUCAAUGUCGACAUGAGAAUUGGCAUACACACCGGUAACGUGCUGUGCGGCGUAAUGGGACUUCGAAAAUGGCAAUUCGACGUUUGGAGCGACGACGUCACUCUCGCCAAUCACAUGGAAAGCGGAGGACUUCCGGGAAGAGUUCACGUGACCAAAGCAACUCUCCUUCAGCUCGGGGAUAGGUUCGAGGUCGAGCCUGGCGACGGUGGAUCUCGAGAGACUUACCUCGCGGAUCACAAAGUCGAGACUUUCCUUAUUAUACCACCAAAGAAGACAAAGGAAGAGAACGGAUUGCAGGAGAAUGGAAGACCUCACGGACCCGGGCCCACUCCCUCGAGAUCGAGGCCGAGCAGUAAAAUGACGAAGUACGUCGAGUGCUGGGGCGCCGAUAAACCAUUUGCCAACAUAACGGAAUCAACUCUCGCCAAAAACAUUGGCUUGACCAGCAUCGCCAUGAUCGAGUCGAAUUUGUUGCCUAACAACACCAACUGUUUCGACGUCAAACACUGGCUCGUUGGGAACGAAGGUAUGUCGCCGAUAACUUAUUGGUUCAAGGACAAAAAUCAAGAAACACAGUACAGGGAACAAAGAGAUGAGCAAUAUCCUUGGUACGUUCUCGCAUCGAACAUUCUCUACUGUACGAUGUUUCUCAUACAAGCGAUUUAUCAGCCAAGAAGCAUCACGGUCUACGGUUGUUUCUCCGCUGGCCUCGCCUCUCUCGUCAUUUUCACUGGGAUUUCUUGGUAUGCCGAAAAAUCUCGAACCCCCAGAGAUGAAACGAGCAAAACAGCACUCACUCGUGGCAUCAGAUUGGCGGUUUAUUUAAUCACUGCAAUGUUGGCCAUUUCGUCGGCUCUUAUUAGUCUCAGUGACGUCGAAGAAACCAACACGAAUAUCGUACCGGCUUAUUUGGAGUCAGCAGCGAUAGCUUUGCUCGUCGGUUGGAGCCACUUGAGGAUUGGAUUUCUCCUGAAGCUCGGUGUCAUGAUUUUAUCGGUCGUCGCUACUCUCGUUGUGCUUUCGCAAGCGCCCGUAGUCGAGUUUUACUAUUCGAGUUACCAGCACGACUUCUUGGGAUUGCAUUAUCUCCUUAAAAUCGGUUAUCUCCUGUUGGUCAUAGUCCUGAUGCUACACGUGCUCGACCGGCAAGUCGAAUUCACCUCGAGAACCGAUUUUAUGUGGAAAAAUAAACUCAAGUGCGAGCAGGACGAAGUCGAAACUAUGAGAGGCAUCAAUAAAAUUCUAUUGGAAAAUAUACUUCCGGCUCACGUAGCCGACCACUUUCUCGCUACGAGAGCCAAUCAGGACCUUUACCACGAAAGAUACAACAGCAUCGCUGUGAUGUUCGCGUCAAUUCCAAACUACAAAGAAUUCUACGACGAGACAGACAUCAACAAACAGGGUCUCGAGUGUCUUCGUUUACUCAACGAGAUUAUUUGCGAUUUCGACAAAUUACUGCUCAAACCGAAGUUCUCAGGGAUCGAAAAAAUCAAGACUAUUGGCAGCACGUACAUGCUCGCUUCGGGUCUGAGCCCCGGCAAAGAAGAUGUCGAUGCUAAAGACCAGAUCAAACAGCAGGAUCACAACGUCAUCGUUCUCGUAGAAUUCGCGAUCGCAUUGAUGACGAUACUGGAUCAGAUCAACAGAGAAUCUUUUCAGAGAUUCAAACUUCGAAUGGGUCUCAACCACGGUCCUGUAAUAGCAGGUGUAGUGGGAGCGCAGAAGCCCCAAUAUGACAUUUGGGGAAAUACAGUAAACGUUGCUUCGAGGAUGGACAGCUGCGGUGAAAUGGGAAGACUUCAAGUGACCGAAGACACUGCAGAAAUAUUGAAGAAUGCUGGCUACGAGCUUGUCUGUCGUGGUCCAACAUACGUCAAGGGCAAGGGGACUCUGACAACGUAUUUCGUGAAAACACCUUUCGAUGGCAAAGAAGACAGUUAUUAAAGGGUUUCUGCCGGAAGAGCAACAUAACUGAGAAGUUUUUGACGUUGUCAACGCACCGAAGCUGAGAGGAGAACAGAAAAACUGUGAAAUUCUGAUAAAAAGAAAAAUUUUAAACAUUUUGGUGCGUUAGAGCGACGCAAACUUUGAUAUCAUUCGAUUGGUGAAGAAGAAAAAUCUAAAUUCAUAUCUCCAACGUAUCAAACGGUGCAUACUGGAAAUGUUUCCUUUGUCAAUACCAAAAAAGACGACGAAUUUUUAGCUAAUUUUUUUUCGACUCCAGGGAGUGUCUGAACUAAAAUACUCGUCAAUUUUCGUGGGCUGAAACUGCCAUUAAACGAUGGGGAAUGAUAAGAGCAAAAUCGUUUCGUUGCAUUUAAAGAAACCAAUGUAAAAUCCCACGAAAUAUUAGUUUCUUAAAAUCCAGGAAAUUUUUUUCAUUUUUCAUUACCAGUUUUUUUCUGCUUUCAAUGUACCCUUGAAUUGCGUCUUUCUGUAUAGGCCUAAUUUUUAAAGUGUUACACAUUUACAGGACACUGUAUAAAUGAUCUCUUCUCUGUAUUUACUUUCAUAAUGAAAGAAAAAAAGAAAAAAUCUACUUUACUCAACACGAGAUACUGUUCUGUGCUAAAAUACUCAUCGAAAACCAAUUGUUUAGUCAUAAAUUUAUUCAGCGGAAACGAAUUUUUAUUGUACAUAUUUUUGUUUAGAUUAACGUGUAUGUGGGUAGAACAAUAAUUAUCGAGAAAUGAAAA